Molecule: messenger RNA, 558 nt
Organism: Bipolaris maydis ATCC 48331
Lineage: Eukaryota; Fungi; Ascomycota; Dothideomycetes; Pleosporales; Pleosporaceae
Source: RefSeq, a predicted model, not a curated record
AUGAAAGAGAUCAAGAAACAGUUCGGUAGGAGGCAUGGCAGCAGGCUUACCCUCGCACCCGACUAUUGGUACCUGCGCGGUUCUGAGCCAGCCGAGAUGCAGAACUACAUCGACUGGGUGGGAUCAAGAGUGCGGCUUCAGACCAACAUCACUAAUAUCGAGAAGAAUCUCAAACCACUGUGGAAGAUGGGCUGCAGCUUCAUCCCGGAAAAAGGAGGUGCGGCGGGUUCUUGUAAUAAUCUUCCUGGCGUCCUCUCAAACCGCGAGAUCAAGAGGAUUAUCAAAGAAAAAAGGGUAGGCUACGACGACGCGGGGACUUAUGCUAUGAAAGAAGCUUUUGCGAAUCCAUACUGUCUCGGUGGCAUCAUAACAUGGUCGAUUGACUUCGAUGACUUCGACGUGUGGUUGAUUGACAUCGACCUAUCGACGAUCAAAUUCAAUUCAUGGCCGAUUAACGUCGAUAUAAGUUCGACUGACUUCGACGUGGUCGAUCGACGUCGACGACGACGUUGUCGUGGUUUCGAUGCAUGGUCGAUUGGUGUCAACGUAGUCAAUUAA